This is a messenger RNA of Microthlaspi erraticum, 570 nucleotides long. Lineage: Eukaryota; Viridiplantae; Streptophyta; Magnoliopsida; Brassicales; Brassicaceae. The record is from the annotation of a GenBank genome assembly.
AUGGGAGUCAAACACAAGGUCGCCACGCCUUAUCACCCUCAAACCAGUGGGCAAGUUGAAGUCUCCAACAGACAGAUCAAGGCCAUAUUGGAGAAGACUGUGAGCUUCACUAGGAAAGACUGGGCAGCAAGGCUUGAUGAGGCACUUUGGGCUUAUAGAACAGCCUACAAAACCCCCAUUGGAAGGUCUCCUUUCAAUUUGCUGUAUGGGAAGGACUGCCACUUACCUGUGGAGGUCGAAUAUAAGGCUUUAUGGGCAGUAAAGAUGCUGAACUUUGAUAUAAAGGCAGCACAAGAAAGGAGGGUAAUGAACUUGUUUGAGCUGGAGGAGAUAAGAAUGAAUGCCUAUGAGAACUCUAGGAUUUACAAGAUGAGAACCAAGGCAGCCCACGACAAACUGAUUCGCCUUAAGGACUUCAAGGUUGGGGACAGUGUGCUCUUGUAUAACUCCAAGCUAAGGUUGUUUCCCGGGAAGCUGAGGUCAAAUGGGCGGGACCAUUCAAGAUUCACGAAGUUCUACCCUAUGGGUCCCUCACUUUGCUCAAUCAAGAGGGGAAGGAAUUCACAGUGA